UGAGUGACAGCGCGCGAGCAGCUAGUCAUCUUUUGGCAUUUUUUUUGUGUCUGCUGUAGCAAGAGCAAGCAAUGCAUGUAGUGUGACUGUUGCACGAUUGUUGUACGCAGAUUGAGGUCCCAAUCAUGCUUCCCAUGUGGACAGGCUUCUGCUUUGCAGCGAAUCUCGUAUUAGCCAUUGUGAUAGUGAUACUCAACAAAUGGGUCUACGUUUACAUCAAUUUCCCCAACGUGACAAUGACAUUCUACCACUUUCUGAUGACAUUCGUCGGCUUGCUAGUGUGUCGCAGUGCCAACAUUUUUCAAGUGAAGCACCUGCCCCUUACAAAGAUGUUGCCACUCGCAGUGACUUUCUGCGGCUUUGUCGUUUUCACCAACCUGUCGCUGGAAUACAACACCGUGGGGACAUACCAAAUCAUCAAAACGCUGACCAUGCCCACAAUCAUGAUUAUACAGACCUGCUUCUAUGACAAGAAUUUUUCUACUCGAGUCAAACUAACUUUGAUACCUCUGGCAUUAGGUGUCUACCUAAACACCUACUUUGACAUCAAGUUCAACAUACUCGGCACGACUUUUGCAUUGAUUGGGGUGUUGACGACCUCACUCUACCAAGUGUGGGUGAGCGAAAAGCAAAAGGAAUUCCAGGUGAAUUCCAUGCAGCUCCUCUUCUACCAAGCCCCGUUGUCGGCUCUACUUCUGGCCUGCAUCGUUCCUUUUGUCGAGCCACCUUGGGCCCAGGAUGGAUUCUUAAAUCACCACUGGUCUCUCCCCGAGUUGGGGGUCGUGGGCCUCACAGGCGUCGUGGCGUUUCUCAUCAAUCUCUCCAUCUACUGGAUCCUGGGCAACACAUCUGCCAUCACAUACAACGUUCUCGGACACACAAAGUUCCUGUUGACGCUUGUUGGAGGAUUUGUUGUGUUCCACGAUCGUGUUCAAUUCAUCCAGUUGGUCGGCAUUGCCUUCACGUUCCUCGGAGUGUACCUGUACACGCGGUUCAAGCUCGAGGAACAGAGGAAGGCGGAUCUUCCCGUCACAUCCUCGGAGUUUUCACAGAAGAGGAGCUUGAAAUCGUGACGGCAAGAGUGAAUCUCCCCUGGUGGCCAUUUUAUUCCGUUCUAGUCAAACUCUUCCUUAGUUUGUGUGCGACCUCCGGGACCUUUUUCUUUUCUCUGCGUGUGUGUGCACGCGCUUAUUCCAGAAGACCCCUUACGACCGUGACAUUUUCAGGGGAAGAGAUGCUGUCCAUAGGAUUGCUUCUAUUAAAGUGCUUGAUUUUUUUGUA
Messenger RNA from Ornithodoros turicata, 1281 nucleotides. RefSeq names its product solute carrier family 35 member E3-like. Gene Ontology annotation, cellular component: Golgi apparatus. The coding region runs from base 126 to 1073 and encodes 315 amino acids. NCBI's taxonomy places the organism in Eukaryota, Metazoa, Arthropoda, Arachnida, Ixodida, Argasidae. Gene Ontology annotation, molecular function: antiporter activity; nucleotide-sugar transmembrane transporter activity. The record is from RefSeq and is a predicted model, not a curated record. The transcript is spliced from 6 exons.